Brassica oleracea var. oleracea is the source of this 2165-nucleotide messenger RNA. RefSeq names its product protein CER1-like 2. The transcript has 9 exons. Bases 114 to 1976 code for a protein of 620 amino acids. The record is from RefSeq and is a predicted model, not a curated record. NCBI's taxonomy places the organism in Eukaryota, Viridiplantae, Streptophyta, Magnoliopsida, Brassicales, Brassicaceae. Gene Ontology annotation, biological process: lipid biosynthetic process. Gene Ontology annotation, molecular function: iron ion binding; oxidoreductase activity.
GAAAUACAUAAUUAUUCAGUCACUUAGUAUCUCUCAAAUUAUCUCUCUCUUGUUCGUCAUACUCAAAUCUAUUUUCAUACAGUCAUCAUCAUUGAUCCUUGUACUGAGAAAGAAUGGCAUCGAGACCUGGUCUUCUCACAGACUGGCCAUGGACACCACUUGGAAGCUUUAAGUAUUUGGUGUUGGCGCCGCUGGUUAUCGACAGCAUCUACUCAUACGCCGCGACAACGCGAGAUCACGAGAAAAUUUUGGUAAUGGCGCUAAUGGUGUGGCGGAUUGUUCAUAGCCAGGUUUGGAUAAGUUUUUCCCGUUACCGAACAGCCAAAGGAACCAAACGGAUCGUGAACAAGUCCAUAGAGUUUGACCAAGUCGACCGAGAACGAACCUGGGACGAUCAGAUCAUCUUCAACACUCUCAUUGCUUACUUAGUCAAAGUGUACCUGAUAGGAACCGAUACCCUUCCCUUUUGGCGACUCGAUGGUCUGGUUCUAGUCGCUCUCCUCCACGCGGGUCCGGCUGAGUUUAUCUACUAUUGGUUUCACCGAGCCCUUCACCACCACUUCCUCUACUCUCGCUACCAUUCACAUCACCACUCCUCCAUCGUCACCGAGCCGAUCACGUCGGUGGUACAUCCUUUUGCGGAGCACAUUGCCUAUUCGCUAAUCUUGGUGAUGCCUCUAGUAACGACUUUUCUAUGCGGCACAGUCUCAAUCGUCUCCUUUGCACUCUACAUAACUUACAUAGAUUUCAUGAACAACUUAGGCCACUGCAACUUCGAGCUCAUUCCGAGAUUUUUCUUCUCUAUCUUCCCUCCUCUUAAGUUCCUCUGCUACACUCCUUCAUUUCACUCGCUCCACCACACACAAUUCAGGACGAACUAUUCUCUAUUCAUGCCAAUGUACGACUACAUCUAUGGAACCAACGACAAGUGCAGUGACUCAUUGUAUGAAGCAUCGUUGGAGCAAGAAGAGGAGAAGCCGGACGCAAUUUAUCUCACACAUCUAACAUCACUCGACUCUAUUUACCAUCUCCGACUUGGCUUUGCUUCCCUCUCCUCGCACCCCUUAUCUUCUCGGUGUUACUUAUUACUCAUGAGACCGUUCACUCUGAUGCUCUCAUUCAUACUAACUUUCCUCUCUUUUAGAAGCUUUGCCUUCGAGAGAAACCGCUUCCGUGAUCUCACUCUUCACUCCCACCUCCUUCCCAAGUUCUCGUCUCAUUACAAGUCGCAGAAGCAGAAAGAAUCUAUCAACAAAAUGAUUGAGACGGCUAUCCUUGAAGCGGAGAAGAAGGGUGUGAGAGUGAUGAGUUUGGGGAUACUGAACCAGGGAGAAGAAUUAAAUGGAUAUGGAGAAUUGUAUGUAAGAAAGCAUCCUAAGCUAAAGAUAAGGAUAGUAGACGGAAGCAGUCUUGCAGCUCAGGUUGUGAUUCAUAGUAUUCAUGUUGGCAUUAAAGAAGUUCUAUUUCGAGGCCAAAUCACAAAAGUUGCUCGUGCCAUUGUCAGGUCUCUUUGCCAAAAUGGCAUCAAGGUGAUGGUUUUACAUGAGGAAGAGCAUUGCAUGCUAGCCGAAUUCCUUGGCGGGCAUUGUAUGGAAAAUUUGAUCCUCACAACCAAUCACUCCCCAAUGAUAUGGUUGGUGGGAGAUGGGCUAAGCAAUGAAGAGCAGAAGAUGGCAGAACAAGGAACUCACUUUCUUCCUUUCUCUCAGUUUCCUCCUACUGAACUUCGAAAAGACUGCUUUUACCAUACCACUCCGGCUAUGAUCAUCCCUGACUCUGCCCAAAACAUAGAUUCUUGUGAGAAUUGGCUGGGGAGGAGAGUGAUGAGCGCGUGGAGAGUUGGUGGGAUAGUGCAUGCACUUGAAGGAUGGGAGGAACACGAGUGUGGUCUUGAUGUUCCAAUGGUUAACCCUCACAGAGCUUGGGAAGCUGCUCUUCGACAUGGUUUCCAACCUCUGGUGUUGCCAUUUCUCUGAGAUCAAAAAGAGUUUGUAAGAAGUAAACCGUAGCUUCUGUCAACUUAUUGCAUUUGUCAUUUUACUUACUCAUACUUCAAGCUUUUAGAACCCAAACCUCUUUUAUUUUAAAAACCAAUAAUGUUAUGGAUGUUUUUUAUUGCUAAAGUCACUUGUGUUAGUAAUAAAAAUAUCGAAUCUACAGUUGAA